Messenger RNA from Oncorhynchus keta (chum salmon), 691 nucleotides. Its product is annotated as RNA-binding protein cabeza-like. The record is from RefSeq and is a predicted model, not a curated record. The coding region runs from base 99 to 515 and encodes 138 amino acids. The transcript has 3 exons. Lineage: Eukaryota; Metazoa; Chordata; Actinopteri; Salmoniformes; Salmonidae.
CCUCUAUAAGACUCCAUGCCCUCCUCCGCCCCCACAUACCACUCCGACAUACUCUCUCAGACUCAUACACACUGAGACGCUGACUACUCUUCAGAGACAUGUCUUUCCUCUCAGGCAUUUUGGGUGACUCGGCUGACAAAUAUGUGGACCAGGCAGUGGAUACGGCAGCUAAAGUUGCCAAAGAAAAGGUGAAGAGCAUGCUUGGAGGGGAUGAUUCAAAGAAGGAGGAGUCCAGCGGGGGCAGCAGUGGGGGUAUUGGAGGAUUGUUUGGAGGAUCAAAGGAUGACGACAAGGGCAAAGACAAAGAGGGAGGCGGCUUCGGAAGUCUCUUCUCUGGCAAGGAUGAGAAAGAAGAGUCAAGUACUGGAGCAGGUGGGGCCGGAGGAGGUAACAGAGACCUGACAGACACACUGGGAGAAAUUGCAGGAGAGAUGUCUGGUGAGAGUGAUGACAAAUCUAAGGACAACAGCGCCGCAGACCAAGUGCUGUCAUUUGGGAAAAGUCUCUUCGGCUGAGUCAGACUUUGAAGCGGUUUCUCUUCUUCUCAUUGUCAGUCAGACCUCUGGUUAUAGCCUAUGAAGAAUAUAUUAUUUUACCAUCAUAAUCUAUUACUGUCACUAUGCUACAUUGUGUAAUGUUAAUGUUAUGUAUUAUAUUUGAAAAAUAAAUAAAAAUGUUUAUUUCAAAAGUC